GACCUCUUUACCCAGCUACUAGUGAAGACGAAGAAGAAGCUCAAAGCCUCAAAACCCCUGUGAGCGUUUCAAAUGGCGAAAGGUGACGACGCGAUCAGGAAGAAGCUGAACAAGGCCAACCGCAAAAAGCUCCGCAAGGACGACCGCUCUUCCUCCUCCGUCACCGCUCGCGUCGCCUCCAUUAUCGCCGCCAAGAAGCGCCGCCAGUCCGGCAAACGCCGCAAAUGCCAGGGUAUGUGCUUUAGCCUCCCUACACUGGAGGAUCCCUACAAUGACAGGAGUGGUAAGAAGGAAUUUGAAAAACUUAGCAAGAAAGUCAUCCUUCCGCACAAGGAUGAGACCGAGUUUCUCAGGGAGAAAUGUAGAGAGAUUAUGAGAAAGAAUGACAAGGCGAAGAAUCCAGGGCUGAAAAAUAUCAAGGUCACGAGUUUGAAGAAUGAGCAGAAGAAAUCGCUCUCGUUUGCCUCUAUUGGUAGUGCAGAACAGAGAGGCGGAAUUGGCGCAGUGAAGACAAAUACUCAGCGGGAACAGGCCCGCGGAGACUUGGAUUGUCCGUCCAAGUAUCUGAUUCGGUGUUUGAAUGAAAUUGAGAAUUCACUGCGAUGUGAUGGUACCUAUUGUCAUGAGGAGGAUAAGCCUUUAUUUGUUAGUACUUGGGGAGUUGAGUUUUGGAAAUCUUAUUCAGCUGGGAAGGAUAUAUUAGAGAGUGGUGGAAGUUCUUCAACAAUAGAGCAAAUUGCAUGGAUUGUUUCCAGUGCUGCUGAUUCGAUUUCUAGAAAGGACGAAGAAAGUCCAUCAGCCACCGGUCCAUUUCUUUUAUUCCUUGUUGCAUCUCAGGAGAAAGCGGCCAAGGUACGGUCAGUGUGCAAACCUUUGAAGGUUCUCGGAAUACAUACAGUGAGUAUACACCCGGGUGCUUCCUUAGAUCACCAGAUUCAAGGUCUGAAGAGUUCGGAGCCUGAGUUUAUGAUCUCAACACCUGAAAGGCUCCUGGAGCUUCUUUCCUUGAAGGCUAUUGAUCUAUCAGGGGUGUCCUGGCUGAUUGUUGAUGGACUGGAAUCUUUUCAAGAACAAGGUUAUUUUGAUAAAUUAAAUUCCAUCCGGAAUUAUGUAACCAAAACAACCCGUGCGGUUGUUUUUGACGAUUGUCUUCGACACGAGUGUGUACCAGUGGUGCAAAGUCUUCUGACCGGCUCCGUCUGUAAAUUAUCGCGUAAUGAUUCUGUCACCAGUGAAAGUGAAUGCAUCGUUCAGUCAGUAAACAUGACUUGAUUAAAAGACAAAUGAUCAAAUGUUUCUCAAAUAACUAGUUUAUGUAUGAGUUGAAACGAAUGUAUUUCAGGUCAGCUCCUUUUUUUUUUUCACGAGGCCACUAUAGACUGCUUUAUUUUAUAAAAAUGUUUUUUUUGUAUAUAAUGUUUUUUAAUCUUAG
Argentina anserina (silverweed cinquefoil) is the source of this 1432-nucleotide messenger RNA. RefSeq lists its product as uncharacterized. Lineage: Eukaryota; Viridiplantae; Streptophyta; Magnoliopsida; Rosales; Rosaceae. The transcript is spliced from 5 exons. Gene Ontology annotation, molecular function: mRNA binding; ATP binding. The record is from RefSeq and is a predicted model, not a curated record. The coding region runs from base 73 to 1272 and encodes 399 amino acids.